Messenger RNA from Dicentrarchus labrax (European seabass), 3589 nucleotides. It is a transcript of the gene phf13, whose product is annotated as PHD finger protein 13. The transcript has 5 exons. Lineage: Eukaryota; Metazoa; Chordata; Actinopteri; Moronidae. The record is from RefSeq and is a predicted model, not a curated record. Gene Ontology annotation, molecular function: chromatin binding. Gene Ontology annotation, biological process: mitotic chromosome condensation. Bases 440 to 1420 code for a protein of 326 amino acids.
CAUGAAGAAGAAGGAGGGGCUGGUGACAGCCAAAGUGAACCGCUCCCCCAGCAGUCACUGAACGGGAUCAAACGGAGACAUUACCGGACAGCUCGGUGGAAAUACAGUAGUAACGAUUUCUAACGAUCACUGUUCACGGGAGGCACGUUUUACAACUUUGACCCGCUCAGCUAACCGGUUGUUUACCGGCUGUUUACCGGUUGUUUACCGGCUGUAGUCCAAGUAACGUUAUCGUCGGUGCUGAUGGCCAACUGAGUGAACACUGUUGCUUCGAGUUUUAGCACAAGUAACGUUGACGUUAGCUACAAGGUUGUUGUGUAUCCAGCAAGCAGCAGCUGAGGUAAGCCCAGUGUUUACAGUCGUAUCGAGGAGCCCGGCGCUGCAGCGUUAGCCUGUCACCUUAUCGACAACUCGCCAGGUGGUCGGCUACUUAGUGACGAUGGGUGACAUUAACCCAUCGACAUCUCAUGCAUUUCAGUCGGAGGGCUUCAGUCCGCCGUACAGGAGGAGGAGAACAGUAGAGGAUUUUAACAAGUUUUGCACUUUUGUCUUGGCCUAUGCCGGCUACAUCCCUUACCCCCAAGAGGACUCUCCUCUGCGCAGUAGUUCCAGCCCCCCCAACAGUACAGGCAGCACAGCUGACAGUGAUGGCUGGACCCCAGGACCCCCAACCUCCUGCCCCCAGCGCCCUCCAAAGGUCCCCCAGGACAGGAACAGGAAGCGCCCACAGCCAGGAGCCCCGCUGUCCAGUCACACCAAGAAAGAUCACACAAUCACCACCCUGCACCCAGAUGACCGCAGGAAAGCUGACAAGCUGAAGAAGAAGAAAAGGAGAAAGGAAAGGGAGCAUUCAGCCGGGGAGGAAAGUGAGGUUCAGCAGGCCCACUCAACAGUCCCAGAGCUGCAGUACCCCGUCUCCUUUGGUGGCCGAACGAUCAAAGAAGAGCCAGAAGACGAUAUCAGCAUUCCCCUCCACCCCCAGCAUCUGCCUAGCCCCGCCCCCUGCAAGGAGGAGCCCAAGGAGGAGCGUCGACAUUGGGAUGGUCAAGACCUUGAAGAAGGGGUGGUAAAAGUACAGAAGGUGGAGGGCUUUUCAGGAAACAGGAAGGUGUUCCGCCAGGGGAAACAGGUGGUGUUCAGAGACGAAGAUGGCUCAGGAGAGGAUGAAGACAUCAUGGUAGACUCAGACGACGACUCGUGGGACCUGGUGACGUGUUUCUGCAUGAAGCCUUUUGCAGGCCGGGCCAUGAUCGAGUGUAACAAGUGUAACACCUGGAUCCACCUGUCGUGCGCGAAGAUCCGCAAGAGCCACGUGCCAGAGACAUAUGUGUGCCAGAGCUGCCGAGAGACACACGGAACGCCAGAUACCCGUCGCUCCCAUCGCUCACGUGUAGCCCCCAGCAAACACCUGCUAGACUGACCCCCAGGCCAAACCCUGAACUCUGAACCCCUUCCACUCCUGCUGCCCCUCCACCUGCUGGGCUGACCCUUCCUCAAAUUCAGGUCUUGCACCCGUCAGUCUCUGUCCUGCGUGGUCAGCCAAGAACCCACAUUUUGUAUAAACAUUUUGGUGGACCUAUCCCAAGCCUUUAUCCCAUUUGAAAACAGUUUGAGUGCUAUUUUAGAUUUACUAAGUUUUGUGUCUGCUUCCCUACAGACUUCGUGCGUAAGGCAAUCACUGAAUGGUCUGUAGAUGACAUUAGCAUUAGCAAACCUCUACUGUUGGGACUCGGUGUCUCGUGAACACUGGAAACGUUUGAACUGCCAUAUAAAGAGAACACAACUGCCACCCACUAUGGUGCAUGCUGGGAUUUGUGGGAAAGACAGUUUGCACUUUUCUCACUUUUGUAAAAAAAAAAAAAUCGAUCUGACCUUUCUGUUUUAGGGACAGAUAUGUCUUUCUGAUUAAACUGGAUUUGAUUUCUCUUAGAUGCCUCUAUUAAUGUUACACAAUUAACCGUUUAAAUGAGAAAACAUGAUACGCCUUGUGUUAAUUGCUUCAGAUGGUGCUAUAGUAUUAAGCUGAGGUAUAAUCCAAUAGAACAAAGAUGUAGGAUAAGAGAAUAGAGUCUGCAUCUGCUUCAUCUGUUUGUUGUUCUGUUUUGUCAUUUAAGACAUUGUGAAAAUAUCACUGAGGCUUUAAGCCUGUACAGCUGAACCAAGCGUUCAUUACUCUUCCUCCUACUUCACAAACUGUCUUCCAGCCUCGGCUACUCCUCUGAAUCAAGAUGUUACUUGGCGACAUGUGGAGCUUUCACACACUUUUCAAAAACGUUUAAACGUUGUUCUAAUUUUGCUUAUUUCAUUCUGUUUCUGCAGAGGUUUUUCAUAGUAAAUAACUUAUUUCACAGAUUUAAAAAGCCACAUAACUGUCAAGACUUAGAUAACAUGAGAGUUGUCAACUGGUUUUCAGUAAAUGUGUUUUCUGUUGCAUCCGGUCAGUGUUUUUGCUGCAUUUCAUGACAGGAUUGAACAGUGGUAUUGUUAACGAAUACUUACAUUUUCCAAACCAUUAUUUAAAUUUUCCUUUUUUCUUUCUGUUUCAGAACUGUUUCAAGCUCAUGAUAAAGUUUUCAGAGACAAAUUAUAUUUAUAGAAGGGAACUCCUAUAGCCGUCCUGUUUAAGUAUCAACAGAUAAAAAGCUAUCUUAACUGGAAUAGUGUUGUUGGAAAUAUUCUCUCAAGAGUCCAGUUUAAAUUAUGCAUGUGUGUGUGUUUGUUUGAAUGGAUAAAACUGAACGAGGGUGUUGGCAAUGCAUGUGCUGCUAUGAGUUGUCUCAGCUAAGCUCCACAGUUUUUGGUCUUUUGUAAGAUGGAGAAAUGGACAUCUGCAAAGUUUUUUUUUUUUGUCUCUGAAGGGUCAGAUCAGAAGAACAGAUCUCCGUCUCUUAUCACUUCUCACUAAUGUUUUCACAGCAGUAUUCAGUUGCUUCCAGAUAACGCAGGGUUUAAUGGAAAACAUGUUUUUGUUUUUUUUAGGGAACCUUUUCCAUAGAACUUGCAAUUUGGAUGAAAGAUUUUAAGCUUUGUUAUUCAUGUGCCAUCUGCUGUUGUUUCAGAUUAUAUAAAAGCCAUACUGUAGAGUGACAGAUUUUAGACUCAGAGCCUUGGAUAUUUAGUCCAGGAUGAGGUUUUCCAAUGCAGAAUCAAUGACUUGACCAGGGAACGACUAACACACACACAAAUGAAUGUUUGGUUUGUAAAGAACACAAGACUUUCCAAGAGUUUAAAGUGGUUAAGCUCAUCUCUGCACUCUUGUCUUCUGGUAUUUACAAAUGUUGGUUAACUGGUUCGUACCCAGUGAACACCCAGGUGAUGGUUUUUAAGAAGUUUCAAGACCUAAAAUCAUUUGCCGUUUCUCAGGACAUUCAUGUCUUGAAGAGAACCUGAAGACACCUUCAGGCACAAAUUUCCAGUUUUAGUCAGCGUCUUUAAGACAUUAGUGUAAUUAAUGUUAACAAAGCUCAUUGUGAUACAGCUCGAUCCUGGGUUGUCCUAUCCCCUUAUUGAGAAAGCGUUGUCUGUACUGUGGUGCAAACUGUUUCUGUGAAACUAUUGUAAACUAUUGUAAAUAAAGAGUUACCAUUUU